Messenger RNA from Malassezia pachydermatis, 5934 nucleotides. Its product is annotated as microtubule associated protein. Gene Ontology annotation, molecular function: microtubule plus-end binding; microtubule plus end polymerase activity. The transcript has 3 exons. The record is from RefSeq and is a predicted model, not a curated record. NCBI's taxonomy places the organism in Eukaryota, Fungi, Basidiomycota, Malasseziomycetes, Malasseziales, Malasseziaceae. Gene Ontology annotation, biological process: microtubule polymerization; establishment or maintenance of microtubule cytoskeleton polarity; mitotic spindle organization. Bases 1 to 5934 code for a protein of 1977 amino acids. Gene Ontology annotation, cellular component: spindle pole body; centrosome; kinetochore.
AUGACAGACUCGGCGUCCAGCGGCGGUGCGGAGGAUGUGGCACGCAUGCCGUUGGAAGAGCGGCUCGUCUCCAAGUUAUGGAAGGCGCGUUUAUCGGCGUAUGAAGAACUCGCCAAACUUUUCUCACAGACCGCUUCCGAGGAGGACCCUGUCUUUGCUGCGUAUGUACGCCAGCCAGACAUCCUCAGCGGGAUGGUGACAGACACCAAUGCAGCUUCCCAGGAAAAGGGUGUUGAAGCACUUUGUGCGUUUGUGCAUUAUGGUGGGCAUACCGCGGCUAGCUCUCGCGAAGUAGUGAUGCCUGGGUUGGCCGACAAGUGCCUGGGCUCUAUGCGGACAGGUACACGCAAAGCGGCCUUGGAGCUGGUUCUCCUCUAUGCAGAGAACGAAAAAGAGCCGGGCUGUGAAGGGCUGAUCGCCGAUUUGGUCCAGCGACUGUCAUCCAAACAGCCCAAAGUGGUCGCUGCGAAUGUGGCUGCAUUGGCUGCCCUAGUCCAGACGAAGGACAGCAACCAUGUUCAUACGGCCUCAAUUAUGCCCUGCCUCCCUACGAUCUUUGCACAUGCGGACAAGAAUGUACGAGCGGAAGGCACGACAUUGGCCAUCGCGCUCUAUCGUGCCGUUGGCUCUUCGUCUUUCCGCCCUGUUUUUGCGAAGUUGAAGGACAUCCAGGUGAAGGAGCUAGAACAGCGAUUCUCCGAGGCCGAUACCACAGCCCCCACGAUGCCGGAGCGACGUUGGGGGUCCGCAUCGAGCGAUGCCCAGCCUGCAGCGGCAGCCGCGGCGGCGGCGGCGCCCACACCGUCCACUCGCGUGGAUAGGCCAGGGCCGCCGUCUGGCCACAGUGGCGCUGCAUCGACCGUGCGCGCACCCACACCGCCUCCCGUGGACCCGUACGACACAGCGGAGCCUGUGAAUGUGCUAGAGCACCGUGCGCUCUCUUCGAACUUCUUCGAGAAGGUAACGGCGGCGAAAUGGCAGGAACGUAUGGAAGCCUUGGAAUCUCUGCACACGGCGCUUACCUCGACGAUUCGUAUUGACCCUGAUCCCGGCCUGGAUGCGUAUGUCCAAGCCUUGCAGGUACGCAUUCAAAAGGAUGCAAACAUCAAUGUGGUAUUGCAGGCGUGCCGAUGUAUUGAAGCGCUUGCUAAGGGGCUACGGACCCAUGGAGCGCCGUAUAUGUAUGUGAUACCGACGCUACUAGACAAGCUCAAGGAACGCAAGCCAUCGACGGUCGAUGUACUUGCGUCCACGUUGGACGCGUUGUAUGCUUGUGGGACGUGGCGCGAUAUCCUCGAGCCAGUCGCCCACGCGCUGCAACAUAAGAACCCGGCUGUGAAAGGCGGGACAGUGCGCUUUGUCGGCCGCUGCCUUGCAUCCUCGACGACCACAGUCAGGCCCGCCGAGGUGAAAGACAUUGCGCCUCUCCUUGUUCCGAUGAUGAGCGACGGCGCAGGGGAUGUCCGUGACGCGGCCGCGCAGGCCUUGGGCGCCCUAGUCGCUAAAGCUGGGGAGCGUGCUAUGGCCGUUUUUCUCGAGCCCUUGGAUGAUAUUAAGAAGGCGAAGAUCCGCGAAGAAGCAGGGAGCAUGCAGCCAGGGCCCGCUCCCCAUCCUCAGGCGCCGCCAGCUAGCGCCAGUCAUGGAGCGGCUGCCCCCGCACCUAGCACGCCACGCUCCGCUCGGCCUACGCCCAAACCUGUUCGAGGUGGCACGCCGUCGGCAAGUCCUGCCCGACCCACACCGCGGCCUCCUCCCGCCGCAGCAUCGACGGCGGCGGCGGCGAAAGCGGCGCCCCAAUCCAUGCCUCCUCGCCCCACGCCGUCCUCUACCACGACAUCCCGACCUACGCGGCCAACGACCACGGCGCCGCCUCGUGCCGCGCGAGCGCUGACCUCGACAAAGGACGCACACGACCCGAUCAAGUUUGAAUGGACGCCCGAAUCCGCAGAGGCGCACGCUGCAGAGACGCUGCCUGCGUCGAUCGUGUCGGCGCUUCGCUCGUCGAAUUGGAAAGAGCGAUUGGAAGGUGCCCAAUCGUUGCGUACCUGGAUCCAAGACGAGCAGCCAACGUGCGAAUGGGUCGCCCGUUUCCUUGCGAAGCAUCCAGGCUGGAAGGAAAGCAAUUUCCAGGUCAUGGGCGAGGUGUUCCAGUCUAUGCAGGCGCUGGCUUCGUUGCCGCAGUUUGAGCGCAGCACAGUCGCUUUGACCGUGCAGCCUCUCUGUGAAAAGCUCGGGGAUCUGAAGCUCAAGGCGGCGGCCGGGGAGACGCUGUGCCAGUAUGCGGAGGUCACAUCCCUCGGGUGUGUCAUUGCACAGGUGCUACCCGUCCUGGCGAGUCUCAAAGCCCCCAAAGCCCAAGCGGAGGCCCUAACGUUCCUCGACCAAACGAUUUUGGCGUUUGGGAUUCAGGGCGUGGACCUUCGCGAGUUGGUCACCUACGUCGCCACUAUGCUCAAGUCGGCCAACGCCCAAGUGCGUGGACAGGCUACGCAGCUGUUCUGCACGUUGGCGCGCUACACGGGUGGCUCCGCCGUCCUCAAUUUGCUGCCGGAGAUCACGCCGCAAUUGCGUGCGACGCUCGAGACGCAAGUGGCCCACGCAGCUCCUCCGCCCGCCCCGACGCGUGGUGUGCGGACCGCGCCUGCGUCCGACACGGCCACGGAGGCAACAGCGACAGAGGUGAGCACGGCCUCGGCGGCGCCCACGGCCAUGGACGAGGACGCGAUGGAGCAGCUCAUGCCGCGGGUCGACGUCGAUGGCCUGGUCCCUGCGUCGGUGUUCCCCCAGACGAGCGACACGCAAUGGAAAGUGCGCAAGGCCGCGCUGGAAACGAUCCAGUCGGCAUUGCAGCCACAUACACGUCUGAAGGGGAGCGGCAUGGAGUUGGCGCAGGCGCUCAAGCCACGUAUGCAAGAUACCAACAUAAUGGUCCGCCAAAUCGCUAUGGAUGUCGUCCGCCUCCUUGCGCAGGGCCUGCACGGCGCGUUUGAGCCCCUCGCGCGGGUGCUGGCGGCGCCUGUGACGCAAGUGCUCGCCGAUGCCAAGGCGCCGAUCCGUGCUGCGGCAGCCACGACCCUCUCUGCCAUGGUCUCGCAGUGUGGCCUGGCGCCCCUGAUUGGGCCGAUGGGGCAGGUGCUCGAUGGUAAGGGCGCCAACCCUAUGCUGCGGGAAGACUUGUAUACAUGGCUCGAGACGUAUCUUACCGAACAUGCGGACCAAGUCUCGAGCUGGGACUUGACGCCGAUUCUCUCGUCCGUCUUGCAUGCGCUGGAUGAUCGCGCGGCGCCGGUACGCAAGCACGCUCAAGCGCUACUCCCUUUCCUUGUGCAAAGUGUUGGGUACAAAGCCAUGGUCGAGGGAGCGCAGAGCCUCAAAGGCGCGUCGCGCGCUACCGCGUUGCCGCUGAUCGACGAGGCACGCAGUGCCACAGCUGCAGCGUCAAAGCAUGCUGCGUCCGCGGCGCCAACGCUUCGUGCGCAUGUGGCCCCCAGCGCAAUGCCCAAGGCCUCGAGUGCGGCACCGCGGGCGCGCGUCGCUCCCUCCAAGGUGGCCGCCCCUGCCACGCCGGCCGCUCGUCGUGCGGCGGUACCUACAGCGAAACCGCUGGCGCGUGUCGCACCCUCAUCCACGUCACGCGACAGUGCCGUGCCGGCCGCGCGGGCUCUUAAGCCCUCGGCAGUGAGUCGUACGUUGGCCGCGGCUGCGCCACGUGGUCCAACGACCUCGACGCCGUUCCGUACGUCCGAGCUCAAGUACAAGGCCGCGCGCGAAAAGAUGGCACGUGCGCCGUUUAUGAUCGAUGGGGUGGUGCGUCCGCAUGAUGCGGAGACGUUGCGGCAGCAGAUGGAAGUAUGCUGCUCACCGACGCUGGUUCAGGCGCUCUUUAGCAAGGACCACAAUGCUGAGCGUGAUUAUCUGCAUGGACUAUCCGUGAUGCAGAGUGCGCUGGCCCCUGCGCACACCGACCAGGAUGCGAAUGCAGCGGCGCUUGCCGUGGCCAACAGCGACGUGAUCAUCAAGUAUAGCUGUCUGCGUCUCACAGACAACAAUACAAGCGUAGCGCUCCGGUGCUUUGAGCUGCUUUCGACGCUGCUCAGAGUGCUUGAGACACAAGGUUACCACUUGCACGAUGCCGAGGCCCAUGCAUUGAUACCUGCCUUGAUUCUACGCACAGGCGACGCCAAAGCCGUGUUCCGCGAGCAGGCGCGCUCCAUUUUGCAGCGGAUCACGGUGCUGUUCCCUCCGUCGCGUCUCUUGCAUAUGCUUGUCGACCAGGGCCUGGCAUCCAAGAACGCACGUACGCGCGCGGAGUGCCUCUCUGAAGUGGGCGUCUUGCUCUCGCGACAUGGCCUCGCGAUUUGCACGCCAGCCAAGACCCUCCCUGUUAUGGCGCGGUUCAUUGGCGAUCGUGAUGCCAACGUACGCAACGCCGCACUCACGACGUUGGCCGAAGCGUACAAACUCGAGGGCGACGAUAUUUGGCGUCUGAUUGGACCGCUGCCCAGCAAAGACGAGGCAUUGCUCGAGGAGCGUCUAAAGCGCACGCAUGCUGCACCGCCUCCCUCUGCUUCGUCCGCGUCGGCCGCCGCUGCGAAGCCCACAGCCACCCCACGGACUGUGCCGAGCAUUCACGAUGGAGAACUGCGUGACUUGGCACUGGUGCGCAGUGACGACAAAGAGACGAGUAUUGCCGGCCUCAAAGCCAUGCAGGAGCACUUGACACACACAGAACAGCUGGCCGCCCACGAGUCAGAGGCCCUUGUGCAGAGUGUUCUUAUGGCCCUCGGACACACAGUACAGCAUGGUAUGAUUGACCAUCGGUAUGUGAAGCAUGUAUUGCAGACGGUCCUUGUGCUUCUGGAGGCACAGCGCACAGAGUCGUCCUCUCUGCCAGCCUCCUCGAUCGCGCCCCUGCUUGAAGGUCUGCUUCAUACACUGAUGGAUGUAUCAGCAGACGAAGACGAUGAGGCAUCACAAACUCUUGCCAAGCAGCUCAAUGCCGUGGUCCUUCGGAUCUUAUCAACAUGCCAAGGUGAUGCUGUGUAUGAGGCUUUGUUCACGGUGCUCACGCAUGCUACACAAGGCUUGCAAAUGGGAGACGAUGAACAGGCACGGUUUGGCGAACUGGUCGUCAAGUGUCUUUGGAAGGUGGCGCGAAAACUGCCGGCCGCCUUGGAAUCGCAAAGCGUUCAUGGCGAUGUUCUCCUGGCCACCGUGGAACGCUUCUUUGUGGCCAUUCCGCCCUCAGAAUGGGGUCGGCGAGCUCGAGAACAUAUGCCGUUGCGAGAUAUCCCGCUGAUUACAGCGACCAAUGUGCUCAAGCAGCUCACUGAUACGCUUCAAGAUCGAGCUUUGGCCCUCACUGACACAUGGGAUGAUCCAGAAAACAGCCAUGUAUACCGCUACCUAUUGCGCCUCCUGUACGGCAGCAGUAGCAAAGCAACCACGACGUCCUCAAUAUCGACAUCACAAUCGGAAGAAGCAUCGUCAUCGUCGACUACGCCUUCCCUCCCAGAUGAUCCACUUACAACAGAGCUGUGUGAGAUCUUUGAGCGUAUCUCUCAGAAGGACCAGUCUCGUGCUGCCAUACGUGAUCUGUACGAGUUCCAGAAGCGGCAUCCUAGCAUGCAGGCUCAUAUCGAGCGGUCUUUGCAAAACACAGGUCCCAUUUUCCAGCGCUACAUCAAGCGUGCGUUAGCGAAUCACGCUGCGGACGACCCGUCGCCGGCGCCUACGUCCACCACUGCAUCGUCGUCGACACCCUCCGUCACUUCGUCUCAUGUGGAUGCGCGCCUUGCGGAACUCAAAGCGAAAUUUCGAAGUGAACCAGGCGAGGCAAAAAACCCUGAUCAAGUGAAGAAACGCAUGUCAAUGUCGACCGAAGCACUUCGGUCACGGCUGGCAGCCAUGCGAACGGAUGACGCAGCCUCGUAG